Molecule: messenger RNA, 219 nt
Organism: Caenorhabditis angaria
Lineage: Eukaryota; Metazoa; Nematoda; Chromadorea; Rhabditida; Rhabditidae
Source: the annotation of a GenBank genome assembly
AUGUUGUCACCUAUCGAUAUGGUUGGAAUGUGCGAAAUGACCGGGAAACAUUUUAUGGGAAAAUUGUUCGGGAAAAAUGGAUUUUGGGAAAAUGUCCAGCCAGACCUGAAGCAAGAUUAUGAUAUUUUCCGUCGAAAAUUUCCAAUUCGUGUACAGCUGGAGUACGGUGAAAACUGGGCCAUUCAAAGUUUCUCUGAUCAAGUGCCCCGUUUCUUUUGA